Closterium sp. NIES-65 is the source of this 2778-nucleotide messenger RNA. NCBI's taxonomy places the organism in Eukaryota, Viridiplantae, Streptophyta, Zygnematophyceae, Desmidiales, Closteriaceae. The record is from the annotation of a GenBank genome assembly.
AUGUUGCGCUUUCACCCGCGAUUCGCCUUCGUCGCUCCAUGCAAUAUCAUGUCACAACCCCGCCCUCCUCGUCACCCCCUUUCCUUCCCCCUCUCCCCAAACCCCCCCUCUUCUCCUUUCCUCCUCCCCAUCACCUUCCCUCUUAGCAUGCCGAUGGCACAUGGGGGAGGCGAGCUGCGACACAUGGUUGGUGGAGGCGAGCUGCGACACAUGGUUGGUGGAGGCGAGCUGCGACACAUGGUUGGUGGAGGCGAGCUGCGACACAUGGUUGGUGGAGGCGAGCUGCGACACAUGGUUGGUGGAGGCGAGCUGCGACACAUGGUUGGUGGAGGCGAGCUGCGACACAUGGUUGGUGGAGGCGAGCUGCGACACAUGGUUGGUGGAGGCGAGCUGCGACACAUGGUUGGUGGAGGCGAGCUGCGACACAUGGUUGGUGGAGGCGAGCUGCGACACAUGGUUGGUGGAGGCGAGCUGCGACACAUGGUUGGUGGAGGCGAGCUGCGACACAUGGUUGGUGGAGGCGAGCUGCGACACAUGGUUGGUGGAGGCGAGCUGCGACACAUGGUUGGUGGAGGCGAGCUGCGACACAUGGUUGGUGGAGGCGAGCUGCGACACAUGGUUGGUGGAGGCGAGCUGCGACACAUGGUUGGUGGAGGCGAGCUGCGACACAUGGUUGGUGGAGGCGAGCUGCGACACAUGGUUGGUGGAGGCGAGCUGCGACACAUGGUUGGUGGAGGCGAGCUGCGACACAUGGUUGGUGGAGGCGAGCUGCGACACAUGGUUGGUGGAGGCGAGCUGCGACACAUGGUUGGUGGAGGCGAGCUGCGACACAUGGUUGGUGGAGGCGAGCUGCGACACAUGGUUGGUGGAGGCGAGCUGCGACACAUGGUUGGUGGAGGCGAGCUGCGACACAUGGUUGGUGGAGGCGAGCUGCGACACAUGGUUGGUGGAGGCGAGCUGCGACACAUGGUUGGUGGAGGCGAGCUGCGACACAUGGUUGGUGGAGGCGAGCUGCGACACAUGGUUGGUGGAGGCGAGCUGCGACACAUGGUUGGUGGAGGCGAGCUGCGACACAUGGUUGGUGGAGGCGAGCUGCGACACAUGGCUGGUGGAGGCGAGCUGCGACACAUGGCUGUUGGAGGCGAGCUGCGACACAUGGCUGGUGGAGGCGAGCUGCGACACAUGGGUGGUGGAGGCGAGCUGCGACACAUGGCUGGUGGAAGCCAGCUGCGACACAUGGGUGGUGGAGGCGAGCUGCGACACAUGGCUGGUGGAGGCGAGCUGCGACACAUGGGUGGUGGAGGCGAGCUGCGACACAUGGUUGGUGGAGGCGAGCUGCGACACAUGGUUGGUGGAGGCGAGCUGCGACACAUGGUUGGUGGAGGCGAGCUGCGACACAUGGUUGGUGGAGGCGAGCUGCGACACAUGGUUGGUGGAGGCGAGCUGCGACACAUGGUUGGUGGAGGCGAGCUGCGACACAUGGUUGGUGGAGGCGACCUGCGACACAUGGUUGGCGAGCUGCGACACAUGGUUGGUGGAGGCGAGCUGCGACACAUGGUUGGUGGAGGCGAGCUGCGACACAUGGUUGGUGGAGGCGAGCUGCGACACAUGGCUGGUGGAGGCGAGCUGCGACACAUGGUUGGUGGAGGCGAGCUGCGACACAUGGCUGGUGGAGGCGAGCUGCGACACAUGGUUAGUGGAGGCGAGCUGCGACACAUGGCUGGUGGAGGCGAGCUGCGACACAUGGUUGGUGGAGGCGAGCUGCGACACAUGGUUGGUGGAGGCGAGCUGCGACACAUGGCUGGUGGAGGCGAGCUGCGACACAUGGCUGGUGGAGGCGAGCUGCGACACAUGGCUGUUGGAGGCGAGCUGGGACACAUGGCUGGUGGAGGCGAGCUACGACACAUGGCUGGUGGAGGCGAGCUGCGACACAUGGCUGGUGGAGGCGAGCUGCGACACAUGGCUGGUGGAGGCGAGCCGCGACAAAUGGUUGGUGGAGGCGAGCUGCGACACAUGGUUGGUGGAGGCGAGCCGCGACAAAUGGCUGGUGGAGGCGAGCUGCGACACAUGGUUGGUGGAGGCGAGCCGCGACACAUGGUUGGUGGAGGCGAGCCGCGACACAUGGUUGGUGGAGGCGAGCUGCGACACAUGGUUGGUGGAGGCGAGCUGCGACACAUGGUUGGUGGAGGCAAGCUGCGACACAUGGUUGGUGGAGGCGAGCUGCGACACAUGGUUGGUGGAGGCGAGCUGCGACACAUGGUUGGUGGAGGCGAGUUGCGACACAUGGUUGGUGGAGGCGAGCUGCGACACAUGGUUGGUGGAGGCGAGAUGCGACACAUGGUUGGUGGAGGCGAGAUGCGACACAUGUUUGGUGGAGGCGAGCUGCGACACAUGGUUGGUGGAGGCGAGCUGCGACACAUGGUUGGUGGAGGCGAGCUGCGACACAUGGUUGGUGGAGGCGAGAUGCGACACAUGUUUGGUGGAGGCGAGAUGCGACACAUGUUUGGUGGAGGCAAGCUGCGACACAUGGUUGGUGGAGGCGAGCUGCGACACAUGGUUGGUGGAGGCGAGCUGCGUGGUGGAAGGAAGGGACGAGAAGAGAACGGGCAGGUGGCACGUGGCUCUGCCUGCUGCCACCACCGCUGCCUCUGCUGCUACUGCCCAUCCUGGUGCACUUUCGCUUGCAGUGUUGCAGCUGGAGGGAGCGCAGAAAGCCAUGGGAAGGAUGGAUACUCCCCUCACAUAACGGCACGAACGGAAGGAGCGCACUGGAAGUAA